AUGGAUGUUACGCCCAGCUCGGCGGAUGAUCGGAAGGUUCCAUCCAUUGCUGUCUCGCAGCAUGGACCGCAGACGGGAAUUGAGAACCACCCACCUCCCACUCCACUCAUUAAAAAUAAAAACUACGCCGGCCCACCCAUUCCUCUGAAGGAAAAACGUCAUUCCUCUUCCAUUUAUAAUGUCAGCCAGGAUCGUCAUCUUAUCCAGCUGCCUCUCAUUAAGGGUAAGUACAGUCACGUGAUACUUGUACUUAUAGAGCGCUAA
This is a messenger RNA of Dibothriocephalus latus, 264 nucleotides long. Lineage: Eukaryota; Metazoa; Platyhelminthes; Cestoda; Diphyllobothriidea; Diphyllobothriidae. The record is from the annotation of a GenBank genome assembly.